Messenger RNA from Microtus oregoni (creeping vole), 4122 nucleotides. RefSeq names its product G-patch domain containing 2 like (gene Gpatch2l). The transcript has 10 exons. Lineage: Eukaryota; Metazoa; Chordata; Mammalia; Rodentia; Cricetidae. The record is from RefSeq and is a predicted model, not a curated record. The coding region runs from base 484 to 1923 and encodes 479 amino acids.
GGACUAGAAGCUUCAGCCCCGAAGGAGGCGCCGGGUGCGAGUGGCUGCGGCAGCCGGUGAGGGGAAGGAUGUCCGUGAGGCAGGGCCGCGCCUGGCGGGCUCCGGGUUGCAGCGGGGUGGCCCAGGGCACUACGGGGCUGCGGCGAGUGACCGAGGGUGGCGGGGCCUUGCUGCCCUAGACGCGGCUCCUCAUCCUGGGCGCUGAGGGUCGGGCGGCCUCCGCGGCGACAGUCCCCUCCGCUCUCGCUGGGUCUUUGGUGGGCGACAGCGAGAGCUCAGGCUUGGUAUCCCGAGCAGGGGUCUCCCUGGCCCUUGGGGACGUACUGGGCAUGGUGGAGAGCCCUCCGAAACACGGCUUUUCUCACCUCGGUACCGUGACACCCCCUCCCAUCCAUCCCUUCGCUGUGGGAGCCCAGUCACUAGGACCAGAUUUGAGACAGUUUCUGCCCUAGACAGCUGACCCCCUGUCUCGGAUGUGGCCUCAUGGAUGAGCUGGUACAUGACUUAGCUUCAGCCUUGGAGCAGACAUCUGAGCAGAGUAAGCUUGGUGAGCUGUGGGAGGAGAUGGCCCUGAGCCCCAGGCAGCAGAGACGGCAGCUUCGGAAGCGCAGAGGCCGGAAACGCAGGUCUGACUUUUCUCACCUGGCAGAGCAUGCCUGCUGCUUCAGUGAAGCCUCGGAGUCAAGUCUGGAUGAAGCCACCAAGGACUGCCGAGAAGUGGCUCCGCUCACCAAUUUUAGUGACUCUGAUGAUACAGUGGUGAGCAAACGGCACCCAGCUCUCAGUGCCAUCAUUAGAAGUAAGCCACACUCUUGGCAUGAAUCUGACUCCUUUACCGAAAAUGCGCCUUGCCGACCACUCAGGCGCCGGCGGAAGGUGAAGAGAGUGACGUCAGAGGUGGCCGCCAGCCUUCAGCAGAAGCUGAAGGUGUCAGAUUGGAGCUAUGAGAGAGGCUGCAGGUUCAAAUCUGCCAAGAAGCAGCGUUUGUCCCGCUGGAAGGAGAACACUCCCUGGACCUCAUCAGGACAUGGGCUGUGCGAGGCCACAGAAAACAGGACUUUCCUAAGCAGAACAGGAAGGAAAGAGAGGAUGGAGUGUGAAGCGGAGGAAGCGAAGCAGGGCUCUGAUGAGAACAUGUCAGAAUGUGAAACUAGCAGUGUAUGCAGUAGCAGCGACACAGGGCUCUUCACCAAUGAUGAAGGACGGCAAGGGGAUGAUGAGCAAAGUGAUUGGUUUUAUGAAGGAGAAUGUGUCCCCGGAUUCACUGUCCAUAACCUUCUGCCCAAGUGGGCUCCUGAUCACUGCACUGAAGUAGAAAGAAUGGACUCUGGACUGGAUAAAUUCUCAGAUCCCACAUUCCUUUUACCUUCCCGGCCAGCUCAAAGAGGAUACCAUGGUCGUCUGAAUCGGUUGCCAGGAGCUGCAGCUCGGUGCCUCAGGAAGGGGCGGAGAAGGCUGGCAGGGAAGGAGACCAGCCUAAGCAGUCUAGGAACCGAGAGGAUAAGCCAUAUCAUCAGUGACCCCAGCCAGAAAGAAAAGAAUAAAGCAUUGGCUUCUGAUUUUCCUCCCAUUUCUGCUUGUGCACAUGAGUUUAAUCCUCUCUCCCCCCUUUACUCCCUGGAUGUUCUUGCUGACUCUUCUCAUCGAAGGUGUUCCCCUGCACACUGCUCUGCCAGGCAGGCAAAGGUACACUGGGGACCACCAUGUUCACGUGACAUUAAGAGGAAACGGAAGCCUGUGGCCUCAGCAUCUUUACCUAGCUCUAGGACAGUGCACCCAGAUGUGUUGGAGCUAGCCACCCCAGCCCAGAAGCCUCCCCACUCUGAGUGGUUAGACGGGACCUCUGCAGCAGAGAAAGCUACUGCCUCAGCUCCAGCCACGUAUUUCAAAAUGCCACAUGAAAAGAGUUCUGGAUGCAGCUAGAGCCCAGUGGCUGAUGGGUGUUGAAACUUCGUAUUAUACAGCCUUGGUGUCCUAAUUGGCACCCCUGGUCCUUGCACCACCAGGACUCACUCCUCUUCACAUGCAGCGGUGGCUCUUUCUUUUAGAAGAUCUUAUUUGGGGAAUCUUUUUCUGUAAAGCAGCAAGGCAGCAGUUUUCCUUGAGGGGGCGGGGCAUCUUCUGUUGUAUCCCUUACUCUGUUGUUAGCCCGCUGCUCACCUUCGCUGCUUUCCUAGAGCUGGGCAGCUGUGUCUUUGUUCUAGUAACAGCGUUGGCAUCUCUUCUGCAUAGAGCUUUUACUAUCACCAGUGAAGUCCCAAAUUCACAGCCAAUUCCAAACACAUUCCUCCAUGGGAUGUGUCUGUGCAGUAUGGCUUGCCAUCAAGCCUUUAUUUACUCUGUGCCAGUAAGAUACACCGACCAGGUUCUCAGUUUGGGGCCUCAGAAGAGACACCAGCAUGAGGGGUUGGGAACUUCUUCCACUGGGCUUGCACAUGAACUAAGGGAUCACUGGCAGCUGCGUUGUCCUUGACCUCAUCUUCAUGGUCUGUGUUCUGCUGGCAGAGGGCACAUCUAAGCUCAGAGGUUGGUGUACAAAAAUGCAGAUGGAGGGCUGGAGAGAUGGCUCAGUGGUUAAGAGCAUUGCCUGCUCUUCCAAAGGUCCUGAGUUCAAUUCCCGGCAACCACAUUGUGGCUCACAACCAUUUGUAAUGAGGUCUGGUGCCCUCUUCUGGUCUGCAGACAUGCACACAGAUAGAAUAUUGUAUACAUAAUAAAUAAAUAAAUAUUUAAAAAAAAUAGAAAAAAAAAUUAAAUGCAGAUGGAGGUUUAGGUGAGCAGCAGAAUAGUCAGUGGCUGGUGUUUGCUCUAGCAUUCUGAUCCUGGCUUAAUUACAUUCUGAGUGGGACUUCACUGUUCGUUAUUCUAUAUAAAAUAAUGCUCUGUUAUCUGAGAAGGAAAAUGUCUUUGGGACAUGCCUCUGUGUGGCGUGUUUAUGACUGCUCAGCUGCAUGUAGAGCUGUAUAUACGGUUGUGCCUCAAGUCAAUGCUACUUUGUCAAAGUGAGGAAUAUGUGACUGCCUGGAGCUGCUGGGGAAAAGCCACAUUUCCCAAAAGUAUUCUCAAGAACACCUGUCAUUCAGGGGCCUGCUUGACAGGGUGCUCUUACUUUGUAUCAACCGAGUGCUUCUACUCUGAAAUACACAGGAGCUGAUGUUAAACCCUCCCUGCUUUGGUCACAUGGGACCGAACACCUCUCCCUUAGACAGGUGCCUCGUUUUCUCAAAGUGUAAUUGUCCCUCCCACACAGUGUAAUUAAUGCGAGUUGGGCAGGCGGUCAGAGUGUGAGUCUGUAUGGAAAGGGGACUCUGAGGCUGGUUUUAUAGAUUCUGUGGAAGGCUGAGAGCGUACCAGCUGGCCAUAAGAGAGUGGUGAAGGGAGAUGCAGAUAGAGAUCAUAUAAUGGAGGGUAACAGCGCAGCCUCCAGUCCCCCAGAAUCACCCUGAUUCUUAGGAGUGACUGUCCUAUGGGGUGUCCCAGCUACGUCCACAGAAGGUAGGGAAUGUGGCACUGUUUGGUGGCUCAGUGAUGAAAGUGGGCUGUGUUGUGCGUUCUCACCUAGACUUAGUUCUGCAGUGGCCUGUGGAACACGGUUCUGACAUCCUGGCUUGGGCCAAGGGAGAGAUCUACUGAUGACACUUAAACCAGUUCCUAAACUUCAUGCAGACAUUGAUGAUGAUGGCUUUUGAGACCGCCACGGUUAGGUGCAAAGAUAUUCCCGUAGCUCUCCUUUGUGGUCCAUUGCCAGGUCGUCCUCUCCUACCUGGGAUUUAAAGUAGUUUAUAUAUACAUAUUUAUUUACACUUUAAAUAUCUCUCUGAAGCCAUGCCAAUUUUCAGAGGUAAAGGCAGACUUGCAUAUUGUAUUCAGGCACAUGAGUAAGCCCAAACAAGCUAUAGACUUAGAUGCUAUUCUGCCCUGGGUUAUAUAUAUAAUCUGUGUUUCUCAUUGGUAUCCCUGGUCAGUCUGAGACCCAUGUCAAUAAUGUUUUUUCAUGAUUGUUUCAUUUUUCUUGGUCAUGAAUUUCUAUACAUUUCUGAAUAAUUUUGACAGGGAUCAGCCAAGAUUAUAGUAUCUACCUGUAAUGAAUGAGAAUAAAGUCAUUUACCUGAGAAAAUAGAA